CCACGUGCAGAUACUGGAGCAAGCAGGUCUGUGACAUUUUCUGGGACUGUAACAAGAGUCUGUUACACCACUCGGUAUUUUCUUUCCUUUCUUUUCUCUUCCUUUCCUUUAAGCUAACAUCCUUUUCCUGUGCCUGAGGGAGAAGGCAGUUGAUAGAAGCUGAGUUCCUGUUCACAGAUAAGUUUAGAAGGCAGCCAAGCUCAGAAGUUCCUUGAAUAAGCUAUAUUCCUACCACCUUUUUUUUUCCCCUCUGUCAGAGACGUUUGAGCCCCACACAGGAACCAGACUCACAUUGUUCAAUAGCCACGGACAUUUCCAGAGUAGCUGGGAGGGUCAAAAGCUUUUUCCGCUCUUUGUUACAAAUCUUUUUUUUUUUUUUUUUCCCUUUCCUUCUUCCAACUUUCCAGUUAAAGAAUAUUGCCAGGGCAUUCCUGAAUUAAUCCAGGCUGAGCUUCAGAGAGGAGAACAAGAGACAGGUGUAACUGGGUGGGAAAAACCCCAUGAUGCUAGUGAAGCUUUUGCUCAUCUGUAAUACAAUAGCAUUGGCAAAGCUGGUCAAACACCCAGACCAUCAUGGGUAUCGUGCUAGUUCAGUGCACAGCUCGAAGCCACAAAUUUAUGAGACCUCUGCAUACCCCCAGAGGACUCCUCUGUUGCAUGAGGAAGAAGGUUAUUGGGAAGCAGAAAGGCUCAGGGAGGAUACUCAAGAUUACCCUUCAAGCGUGAUCUCCUCACAUCAGGAAGAGAGAGAGGAUUCUGAAGCUGCAAGCCCACAGUCCCAAAAUGGGAACUGGUGUUCCUUCAUGCAGUCCCGGCUGGUAACAUACAUAGAAGCCUGCAUGAAGGAGAAGUACAUUGUCAACUCCCAACAGCCCUGUCUAAACGGAGCACCAGACUGCCAGAAGAUCAUGUACAGGACAGCUCUGAAGCCAGUCUAUCAAGUGAAACAGAAGGUUUUGAAGUCUUUGCAGUGGAAAUGCUGCCCUGGAUUUAUUGGCAAGGACUGUGAACAGCGUGAUCCCAAUUUUAUUCUGGUGCCACGAAAUCAAACUGAAGGACGGGAAGAGGAGUUCUCAAACCACAAUCUACAGGAAAGACUUCUGCAGCAAGUUUUGUUUCCCCAUGUGGAGAAUUUUCUAAGGAAACAUUUUAACCCCAUGUGGACAAGCUUCAACAGAAGCUUACAGAACCUCUCAAACAUGGUAAGAAACCUGUCCCAUGACGUGGAAGCCAACAAGAAAAGCAUAGAAAGAAUCCAAGAGAGCACUGUGCCCAAGAAGGAAUUCCAGGAGCUGGGAACUAAGUUUGAAUCAAAAGUCCAAGAAAAUGUAGUGAAAGUUGAUCAGGUGAAAAGAGAUAUAGAGAACCGAUUACAAGUGCAGCAGGCCAGUAUUCACUAUAAUCUCACCAUGAUCAAGGCAGAUACCGACACAAAGCUCAAGAAGUUUCAUAAGAUACAGCUGUCCCACUUCUUAGCUUUGAACAGCAGCAUAUCAAACAUGAAACAAGAGCAAAACAACCUUGUAAAUAAAUUUGAGACUUUGAAAAAAAAUUUAACAGAACUCUCCUCACAUCAUGGUCCCAAAGAUGAAAACACCCAGUUAACCAUCAGACAAAUAAAUGACAUUCUGGCAGGGCAUGCAAAGCAGCUUAAAGAACUUUACAUGGAGUCAGAUGUGGCCUUUCAGAAUAUUGCAGUUUUAGAAAGGUGGUUUAAGGAGUUAAAAAAAAAUAUCUCAAAGUAUAGGCCAGAGGAUCUUACAAUAACUUUAAUGGAGAAAUCAGUUAUUAUGGAAGAAAACAAAGCAGCAAUGGAAAGGCAGAUAUCAGAGCUUAACUAUACUCUCUCAAAUCUUCGGGAAAACUAUUCAGAUCUGUUGAGGUACAUGGAGGAAUGUAAUUGCCAGAGAAUAUCUUCUGACACUGACGUACUGGAGGAAGAUUUAAAGAAUAUCACUUAUUCCCUUGAAGGCACCCAAUCAACUUUAAAAGAUAUGAAGCACUUAGAGUCAGUUUUCAGAGAUCUCUUGAGGAAUGAAAUUGAAGAGCUCUCCUCAGCUUUUCCAUCUAUCCAUCAGUCCCUUAAUCUCCGUCAAGAAGAAAACAGACAGCUUCAGUGGCAAGUUAUGGCUUUUUCAGAAGACAUAGGCUUCUUGAAGAAGAAAGAUGAAGAGAUUCAUCGACACAUCAAGUAUCUCAAUAGUUCUUUCGUCUCUCUUUUGGAAGAUGCCAUGCGGCAUGAAGCAGCACUGGAGGCUUUACUGGGAGAAGAAUUUAUGGAAGUCUUGUUUGAAGAAGAUCCUAGUAUCCUAAUAUCAUCAGUAUUUCAGCUGCAAGAAUCUCUCAGACAUAUCUCUGAUAAACUCCAAGAACAAAAUAUGACUUUAGAAUCUCUUAUAAAGAGAUCUCAUCUCUUGGAGAGAGGUCAACAGAAUAAUCACGAUGCUCGUACAUCUCCUAAGCAUCCCAAAGAAGAAACACAAACAUCCUCUACUCUAGAUGAAGUUAGUAGUCAACACAGCAUCGUAGAACAUAUGGAACCUAACUAUGAGGCUGCCAAAGAUGACUCCUUGGAUAGCUCAGCUUACAAUGAUAUCAUGACUCUGAAGAAUGAUAUCAAACACCUGAGCCUGGCAAUUAAGAGGCAUGAAUCCAGAAGUGACAUGAAUCUUUGCUGCAAUCACACAAUAGCAAAUGUAAUUGAGCCACUCAACAUUUCUGUGGAAAUUCUCUCAGCAGAUUUAGCAACCAUCAAGCGGAAGGUGGAGGAACAUCUGCUGAUUUUUAAAAAGCUGUUUGGAAGCAAUGAAGAAUUAGUUGCCUCAAAUAUAAGUCUGGAUGUUGCGAAGAUUCAGUCAAUGCUGACCAGAAAAGUGAGAAGGCAACAGAAAGGUCAAGACAAGCAGAGAGACAAGAAAAAGCCCGAGAAGCACAGAGAAAAUACACAAAUGAUAAGUGGAAGAAAUACAGUGCAGACAGAACUUUUGGAAAAAGACUCACUGGUGGCAUUCCAUGUGGGAUUCUCAGAAAGAAAGGAUAAAGAAAAGACUCUGAGGUUUAAUGAAACUUACAUCAAUUAUGGAAACAGCUAUUUCCCUGAACAUGGCUACUUUAAAGCACCACAUAAAGGUGUCUACCUGUUUGUCAUCUCUGUGGAGUUCAGCUCAGGACCAGCAUUAGGACAACUCUCCUUUAGCCGGGGGUACAAAAGAACUCUUGCAAGUAGUCAGAGAAAAACACCAAAUGGAAACACCAUGACAACUUUUGCUAUGGCAGAAAUGGAGAAGGGGGAGAAAGUAUGCUUUGAAUUGCUGCAGGGCUCUCUAGUGAAACGGAGUCCACCUGGGACAACAAUGGGUGGAUUCCUAGUAUUUAAAACUUGAAUAGUGACAUUUUGUUUUAUUGAUAUCUUCCAUAGAUGCAAUGGAUCAAUUCACUAUUGCUUCAUCUGUGAUGUAUUCAAUCCUACUGCAUGUGUUUAAACAUAGCACUACCCUAGAUUUGUCUUCGUGCUUCUUUUCUGGAAGUGUUUGGCUUUUGAUUAGUUGCUUAUGAGCAGCAAUGGGAUUUUCUUUCAAAUGAUAAGCUAAUGGUUUGGACUCCAAAUGUAUCAGCACACACAUUCCCAAAUCCUUCCACUGUGAGAACUGCACCCAAUUAGAAAAAAUGUUUUGUGGGACCUUCUUCACUUACAACACAAAUAAUUUCUCCUUCCCCCGGCAAAAGAGUAUCCUCCCACGGCAAAUACCCCCACCACUGGCAAGGAAAAGAUUUUAGGAAGGACUGAAUGUAUUGACUCUCAUAUUUUGCAAAUAGUAGCUUAAAACCAAGAAACCAGGACAAUUUUACCUAUUAGUCCUCUGUGGACCACAGGCAGUCACAGACUGUCUUGGAAACUUCUGCAACUCACUCCAAUUCAAUGUUUCAGUCUGUGCACAACAUGAACACUAGAAGAGAUCGAUCAAAUCCAGUGAGAUGCACCCUAUGCUAGUAUUUGUAAGCAAGGAUCUUAGAAAUGGCCUGGUCUUUUUGCUUCUGAGCCUGUGGUGUAUUUCAACUACACUGCAAAAAUUUAAUAGUAAUAUAACAUUGUUAAGAUUAAUUACAUCUACAUUUAGACAUUAGGAAAAUGUCAACAAUAUUCAAAAAAUAUUGCUGAAAAUGCAGUUUAUUUCUAAAGGUAAUCCUGAAGAAUAUUGUGAAUUCAGCCCAGAGUCCAGCAUUUAGUAAAUAGUUUAAAACGAAGCAAGCAAGCAAAUAAAACUAACAGCAAAAUGCCAAGUUCAUUGGUCUCCCGCCACUGUUGAAUAUAAAAUAAAUUUAUAAUUAGAGUAAAUAAAAGAACAGAAUUUCUGAACUGUGGAGUUUUUUUUUUUAAUUUCCAAAAUCUCAAGAUGACCAUGUCUGGUCAUGUCCUAAACUUUUCUUUUGUCAAAUAAAAUAUCCCAAAGGCUUUCAUUUUAAAGAAGUUCAAUUAUUGUGUUAUUUUCCUUGUCUAUGUUCAUGUUUUACAAAACAGUACUAAACAAUUACAUUUGCCAAAAUGAAAUGCAUUCACAAAUUCCCAAUAUUUUUGGUGAAAGAGGUAAAUUAUUGUUAUGUAUUUUAUGCCCUUUCAAGGUAGAAUUUUCUAACAGAAAUCUGUCCUGCUGUUAAGGGGUUUUCUCCCCACCUACUUGUAUUCUAAGCAACACUAAACUACAAAGUUACUAAAAAACCACAUUGGUACCAAUACACAUUGCACUUAAGACAACAGUUUGACAAGCAGACAAUAUGUGUCUUUUGAAAUAAAGCUGCAAAGCAGUUUCAGCUACUGACUUGCUGAGAAGAUUGUUAUUCUCCAGCCUGAAAAAUCCAACAGAGCAAACGACUAAAAGUGACCUCCCAUCUACUCCUAGCCAAUGCUGAUUUUCAUAUGAGAUUAACAGGCCAAGUAUACCCAUUUAUCUAGCAUGGAGCCACAUCUUGCACUGCUCUGUGGCAGGCAAGCACAAAGUGCCCGCAAGCUCAUCUUCUGUCCUACAGAUUGCUUUGAAUAUCUGAGGGAAGGAAGAGAAGAAAAACUUGAAGAGGUGAAAUGUCAAAAAGGAAGAAAAGCAUCAAAUUCUGAGACUGGGUUCUUUCAAUACAAAGCUACUAUACUGUGGUGACCCAGAUGUUUUUACCAGUGGUCCUCCUAUUACAGGCUUUUGUGGUGGCAGCAUUCUGCAGUGCCAAGCCAAGCGUGCUGCCUAGGUCAGGGUAGCUCAAGGAACACCCCAUCUUCAGUGCACACCAAUUUUGCAGCUACCAGCUAAGUUCCACAAUUAAAUACAGACAGGGGAUAUAUAUAUAUAUUUAAAAACACCUUGCUUGUUUUUAAAGAUUUGACAGAAUGCUUCAAGUGGAGCAAAAACCAUACAGCUACUUGAAAAAGGACAUGGUAGGUAGUAGAUAGGAUAGCAGUUCAUCCAGACAGGACUUUUAAAAGGUUUGGUAUCUUUGUGCUUACCAGAGUUUACUUUUGUUGAAGAAUAAGCCAGGCAAGUUCAGAGAUCAUCGACUCCAGAGUGAACACAAUAUUAAUAUAAAGAUAUUUUCAUUAUUUGUAUUCUUCGGAUAUGUACUUAAGUUAGCCACCUGCAUAUACAAAGAAAAUAUACUUGAAUGAAAGGCUCUCAUUUUUAGACUAUGAAGCAAAAAAUUAACAAAAGAUAAUGGGUUAAAACAUUCUAUUGGCUGCAUAAGCCAGGAAACCUGAGUUCCUUCUCAAGCGACAAGAGAAAGAUGAUUAAGCUAUUUGGUUGUGGUUGUGUUUUUUUUAAAUGCAUACAUCAGCUUUUUAAUAAACUUCUAUCUAAACCACCUCUCAAAUACUAGUGAACUAUUUGACUACUGGUAUAAAUUUCUUUGAAAUCCCCCACAAACACUUGUUUUUUGCAGUUUUUUUGGGGGGGUUGUUCUUUUUUUUUAGUAAGAUUAACAUAGCCACAUCACCAUGACCUGCAUUUUUAGGCAACAGACUAGAGGAAACCAUUUUAACGCAGAGACAGCAGACUCCGGAUUAGGACCUAGAAGAAAGAAAAAUUUGCCACAAAAAUGGCAGGAGGACAAGGAUGAUUAAUUGACAAUUUAAAACACAGCUAUUGGUUGGCUCAGUGGAUUAAGAAUAGGGGAUGUUCAAACAUGAAAAACAAACUGAAGCUGACCACAGGCAUUAGGAAAAGAGAGUUGUUAGAGUAGACAAGCUGCUUCAGUUUAUGUCAUAGCAGACCAACUAGACCAGCAUGCCUGAUGGCAGUUUCAGCCAAGCACCAACAGGCAGAGAAACAUGUAUGCUCACUCCAAGAUACAGAUAUAUAUCUCUCAUCAAUCUCAGCCUCAUAUUUAAAAAAAGCUUCCAACUUCUCUUAGUACUUCUCAGAAAUCUGCCAGAAAAGAUUGCCAAUAAUUCAGGUUUCUCUAUUUCCAGAGCAAACCACUAAGCUUUAUAAAAAGAUAAAAAAAGCUGUGCAUCUUAAUGCCUUCAUGUAAUUAUUUUGUUACUGAAACUUUUACUGCUUUAUGAAUGUAUCUUACAGUACUUUACAUUUUAAAAUUAAAGUCUCCUAAUUUUUUUUUCUUUUCCAUCACUGAGAUGGUCUCCUUACUUUACUCAAAAUGUAAGUACCCAUUGUACAUAAACAAUUUUACUUUCUAUAGAUCCAUCAAUGCCUGAAUUCUGCAGUCAGAUGAGUCUGAACUCAUUUCAGACAUCCACAUCAAGCCAGUCUCUGAAGUCCAUGGUGGUGCUCCUUCAUGAACCAGAUUCAUGAGGUGGUCAACCCACAGUAGUGGUCUUCUCAUGACUCAGGUUCACAGCUGGCAUUGACUUACUACAUUAACAUCAGUGAGAAAGACUGAAGUGGUAUUCUGGGGAGCAGUGAAGAUAAAGCUGCAGAAGGGAUUAGUGAAAUUAAUGGAAUUAAAUCUGAUCCUUUAUGAAAUUAGUGACAUUUCUGCAAUUUAUUUAAAAGGGUGUGACUGAAUUCACCAACUACUCAGUAUGCUUUUUGGCUUGCACACAAAAUAUACGUGUGGGGUUUUUAGACAUGUCAGUGGAUAUAGCUGUUUCAGUUCUUAGACACCGAUGCAAGCUCAUCAGUAACACAUUUUUAUAUAGAGGUCAAAAAUAAUCAUACAGAAAUGAUAACAUUUUGAUAUUUAUUAUUAGUAGGCAGGAAAACUUAUUUUCACUGAUCAAAAUCCCCCAUUUUUUUCAAAAGGAUCUUCCUUAUCCUUAGGAUAUAGCACCAUCCUGUGGUCAUUUCUAGAAGCAACAUUGUUGUCAAAACUGGUGCAAAAAGUUUCAGUUACCCACAGUAUUUUCAAUAUGUCCUCCUGUUACACUAAUAUAAAAAUCCCAGUUUUCAAUCCAACCAUGAUCAGUGUAAUCAGUGAAGAUAUUGCACAAACUACACAAUAGCCACAACCAUACGAAAAAGUUUACUUUGCCAAGAUACUAA
Molecule: messenger RNA, 7484 nt
Organism: Harpia harpyja (harpy eagle)
Lineage: Eukaryota; Metazoa; Chordata; Aves; Accipitriformes; Accipitridae
Gene: MMRN2
Product: multimerin 2
Exons: 6
Coding region: 501-3383 (960 amino acids)
Biological process (GO): negative regulation of vascular endothelial growth factor receptor signaling pathway; negative regulation of cell migration involved in sprouting angiogenesis
Molecular function (GO): protein binding
Source: RefSeq, a predicted model, not a curated record